AUGAGCGAACAUAUUAAAGAGAAUAUUUCUCCUAUGAUAUUAAUAAAACCAUUAAAAAUAAAAACUUAUGGUGAUAUCUAUUACGAUACUCAGACUACGGAAGGUGCUGUGAAAUUCUUUGAAGAUUUUGGUAUUUUUCCUAAAAUACGAACUUGUAAAAGGUGUCAAAAUUUAAUGCGAAAGUCCAGGGAUCGUUCAUGUAAUGAUGAACAAAAGUUGUUACGUCACUGUGGCGGUGGCGCGUUGCGACUACGACCUAAAAGAAUAAAAGAAUUGCAUAAAGCUAAGCCACAAAAAACCUGGGGUCGUCUAAAGCAAG
Molecule: messenger RNA, 319 nt
Organism: Racocetra fulgida
Lineage: Eukaryota; Fungi; Glomeromycota; Glomeromycetes; Diversisporales; Gigasporaceae
Source: the annotation of a GenBank genome assembly